This is a messenger RNA of Aspergillus welwitschiae, 954 nucleotides long. RefSeq lists its product as uncharacterized. The record is from RefSeq and is a predicted model, not a curated record. Lineage: Eukaryota; Fungi; Ascomycota; Eurotiomycetes; Eurotiales; Aspergillaceae. Bases 1 to 954 code for a protein of 317 amino acids. The transcript is spliced from 2 exons.
AUGUCCACCCAAGACAGCGACGCAGAGAGCUCUGUCUCCAGCCAAACAAGAACAAAAACCCCCAAACACACCUUUCCCCUCGCGCAUCCCCCUCCCAAAUCCUCCCCCUGCCUGCGCCUCACCCCGCGCCUCCUCCUCCAAGUCCAACAACUCUCAAUAACAUCAAACCGACACCGCGCCCUCCCCAUCCUCGAACUUUACCAACCCCCGCGACAAGGGAAAUCCCUCCCCAACUGCCCGCGCAAACUGCACGGCCGGGAUCUCUACAUCCUCCAAAGCGACGCCUACACCGACAUAACCCCGAAAUCCUCAUCGGAAGAAACUACCUACCCAAUCGCUGCGGGGGUAAUCUACAAUAACACAAACACCAACACCAAUACCAAGAAACCCACCACCACACAACCCCAACAAGACAAUACCAAUACUCCCGAAGAAAAAUCCGACGAAAUCUACCUCCCCACCACGCACCAAUCAUACACCGCAACCCGCACGUCGCGCGGCAACUACCGCUUCAUCCUGCGCCAGAAAAACACGUCCGGAGAGACCGUCAUUCUUGAAUGGCGGAGAAAGACGCAGGGUUCCGGACGGCCAAGAACCGCCUCGGGCUCCGCAUCGGCGGUGUCGGGAUCAACGGACUCCGAUACCAUACACGAUAAUAAUGGAAAGGCUUGCGAGGAGGAGACGACGAACGACCCUAGUAGUUCCGAUGCUAACCCCCGGUUUGUGCUGUGCGUUAGUGCCAUCGGAGGAGCAGCUGGUGCUGGCGUCGGCGCCGAUCAGCGUGUCAGACGGUCGGGGCUGGCUGGGCUAGAGAAAAAGGGGUUGAGGGUUGGCGGGUGGGAUGCGAGACAAGUGCGGUUUUUGGAGGAGGUGGGGAUAGGUGUUGGAGAGGAGGUUGUCACGCUGGUUUUGACGCUGGGGGUGUAUGUUGGGUGGAUGGAGGGUUGGUUGUAA